UAUAAUUGUAUGACAAAUAUUUAUUUAGCAAGUAUCAAAUACGUACUUUAUUUACAAACCGAAAAAAGGAUUUAUUUUCAUCAAAAUAAUUAAAAACCCUAUCCCAUCGCUAAGCAAUCCAGUGAACAUUCUAGAUUAUCUUGUUGAACAUUGUACAGACAUACCUGACGAAAAGCAAACAAAAUGGUAUCUGCAGCAAAAAUCAUUUAUCUUGUUGCAUUAGUCACAGCUGUUGUAUGUGCUGUCAUAGCAUUAGCAAUAAGUCCAUUUAUGAAAGGUAAUGCUUUGGUGACUAAUUCACAGAAAGUCAAUUUAUCAUUUAUAAUCAUUGGUACUGUCUUUUUAAUUGUAGCGGCAAUACUUGUAAUUAUUACAUUUAUCAAAUAUGACACUAUGGUGUUUAUGAUUAUUAUAAUUGUAAUAUUGGGAUUAGCAAUUUUAUGCUUCAUCAUUGCACUUGUUGUGAUUGAUAUGAAUCCAGGAUAUUUAGGUUGGUUAUUAGCAGCUUUAUGGGUAACAUUCUUAUGCCUUCUAAUCGCUAUAAUAAUAUGGAUAACAAAUAGCGAUUAAAACAAUAUUUAUUGACAUAUAUAUGCAUCUAUGUAUGUAAACAUUUCUUAAAUUUUAAUAAAUACAUGAAAACAUUUAUUAUUCUACCACUUUAUAUUCUUCUACAAUGAAUCAUAUUUUUACCUCAGAGAAUAUAUUUAUUUAACUUACAGAAUAUACUUUUAGAUAAAUACUUU
This is a messenger RNA of Schistosoma curassoni, 746 nucleotides long. Lineage: Eukaryota; Metazoa; Platyhelminthes; Trematoda; Strigeidida; Schistosomatidae. The record is from the annotation of a GenBank genome assembly.